AUGACCUGUGCAUCAUGCUCCAACACCGUCACCGACCUAGUCUCUCAACUACCGGGUGUGUCCCACGUCGUCGUAAACUUACUUGGUCACUCGGGGACGUUGAAUGUCGAGAGUCAAGACCUGGUACGCAAGGUUGUGGAGACGAUCGAGGAUGCGGGAUACGAGGCUGAGGUCGUCAGCGUGGAACCUAUCCAUGUUCUUCAGCCCCCGUCCCAUCUACGACCUGCCCGAUCUUCAGAAGGGCCAUACCACGCGGUGUUUUCUGUUGGAGGGAUGACUUGCGCCUCAUGCUCAAACACCAUAACCGAGCUUGUCUCCCAGCUGCCAGGAGUCACUGACGUCGUGGUCAAUGUUCUGGGGAAAUCUGCUAGUGCAACAAUCGAGCAGCGAAAGUUCGCGGACACUAUCGUUGAGACCAUUGAAGACGCGGGCUAUGAAGCAGAGGUAGUCGCAGUCGAAGCUAUAUCGUCUGAGACGGGAGAGCUUGAACAGUCUGGCCCCCGUCAGAUCUCUUUGCGAGUCAAUGGCAUGUUCUGCAAACAUUAUCCAAUAAUACAGCUAUCAUAUCAUCCCAACCCGCCAGAAUUUACCAUACGCACGAUUAUUUCAGCCAUCGCCUCAUCCAAGUCGCCACCGUUUGAGGUAUCCAUAUAUCGCCCGCCAUCACUCGAAGAGAGGGCACGUAGAAUGCAGCUCCACGAACAGCGACAGAUGCUUCUGCGCUUGCUAUUCUCUGUGGUGGUGGCCAUACCUACCUUCAUCAUCGCGAUCGUCUACAUGAGCUUGGUCCCGCACCAGAACCGGACUAGAAGAUACUUCAUGGAGCCCAUAUGGACGGGGAAUGUUUCGAGAGUUGAAUGGGCACUUUUCUUCUUGGCCACUCCGGUCAUGUUCUACAGCGCCGGUGUCUUCCAUCGAAGAAGCCUGAAGGAGAUCAAAGCACUCUGGAGACCCGGAAGCAGGACGCCGAUUUGGAGGCGUUUCGUCAGGUUUGGCAGCAUGAACCUCUUGGUCUCAACAGGUGUUUCGGUUGCAUACUUCGCAUCAAUAGCAUUGCUGGGUCUAGCUGCAGCUCAAUCACCGUCGCCUACUGGGGAUGGGGACACUACGACGUACCUUGACUCCGUCGUCUUUCUUACGAUGUUCCUUUUAGCCGGCCGUUUUAUGGAAGCUCAUAGCAAAACACGCACUGCCGACGCGGUGACAGCCUUGGGCAAACUCCGUCCCGCAGAAGCUCUUCUUCUUAUGCCAUCGUCACAGACCGCGAAUGACCAGACUCGCAUUUCGCAAGACUCUGAUCUCGAGAAAGGCGAUGAAAAGAUAGAAAACGGUCGCAAGCGAGGUUGGGCGGUCCAAAGGACUGACGUUUCUUUACUCGAAGCGGGGGAUAUAGUCCGAGUCCCGAGCGGGUCGACACCCCCCGCUGACGGGACCCUGGUGGCUGGAUCGGAUUGCACUUUCGACGAGAGCUCCCUGACAGGCGAAUCAAGACUGGUCAAGAAGGAGAUCGGUGACAAGGUUUUCCUAGGUACUAUCAAUAAAGGCAACAUGGUAGACAUCCGAGUGGAUUCCAUCGGCGGCGAAAGCAUGUUGGAUCAUGUCGUGAAGAUUGUUCGAGAAGGCCAGACAAGACGAGCACCCAUAGAGCGUAUCGCUGACCUCAUAACGGGGUAUUUUGUCCCUGUUGUCACACUUUUGGCUGUCUUGACCUGGAUAAUCUGGCUCGUCCUGGGGGAGAGCGGAUCCCUCCCUGCAGACUACCUGGAUAUCGAGGUCGGUGGCUGGGUCGUGUGGUCGUUAGAAUUCGCUAUCGCUGUGUUCGUCGUGGCAUGUCCUUGCGGCAUAGGUCUCGCAGCACCUACAGCCCUUUUGGUCGGGUCGGGACUCGCUGCGAAAUUCGGCAUACUCGCACGAGGUGGCGGCGAGGCUUUCCAGGAGGCUGCGCAGUUGGACCUCAUUGUGUUUGACAAGACUGGUACUCUCACCGAAGGAGGGGAACCACGAGUCACGGAUGCGAAGGUUAUAGCCGAUAGGACCAAGUGGAAACCUGAUAUUAUCUUGGGCAUGGCAGCUGAGAUAGAGUCCGCUAGUUCGCAUCCCUUAGCGUCCGCCCUCAAAAAUUACUGUGAGGACAAUGCAGCCUCCACUACGAUGGGCUCUCAGUUCGAAGAAGUCGCCGGAAAGGGAUUGAAGGCCUCUUUCCAAGAGUACCGAUGCUCUGCCAUCAUAGGAAACGAGAGCUGGAUGGCAGAACACGGUGCCAUAAUCCCAGAAGAGAUUGUGGUGCUCAUGAACGGAUGGAAGUCCGAUGCGAAGAGCGUCAUUCUACUUGCCGUUCUUGAUGAAGAGAAUGAACCCAAGGAAGACCGACAUUACAUUGUGGUUGCUGCCUUCGCAGUCGCAGAUCACAUCAGAGGCGAAGCUAGCGAGGUGAUAUCGCGUCUACAAAGACAAGGAAUCAGCACUUGGAUGAUCUCGGGCGACAACGUCACCACUGCGAAAGCAGUGGCCCGCUUGGUCGGCAUCUCCGAGGAGAAUGUCAUCGCGGGCGUUCUACCGCAUCAGAAGCAAGUCGGCCCAAAGCGACCUUCUUCCAACUUUGGGGGCCUAGCCGGACGUCGAACAAUGAAUGACCGCUGCAUUGUAGCAAUGGUGGGGGACGGUAUCAACGACGCACCUGCGCUUUCCGUGGCUGACGUGGGGAUAGCUAUCGGGUCGGGAAGUGAUGUAGCGGUCACAAGCGCUUCUUUCAUCCUUGUGACGUCGAACCUGCGGAGUCUGUUGACGUUGACGGACCUCUCUCGAAAGGUUUUCACUCGCGUCAAAUUCAACUUCCUGUGGGCCGUCAUGUACAACUUGAUUGCACUCCCUAUCGCUGCUGGUGUUGUCUAUCCUGCAGGUCAUGCACGACUUUCUCCGGUGUGGGCGUCAUUGGCGAUGGCUUUAUCGUAA
Messenger RNA from Gloeophyllum trabeum ATCC 11539, 2952 nucleotides. Its product is annotated as heavy metal translocatin. Gene Ontology annotation, cellular component: membrane. NCBI's taxonomy places the organism in Eukaryota, Fungi, Basidiomycota, Agaricomycetes, Gloeophyllales, Gloeophyllaceae. The record is from RefSeq and is a predicted model, not a curated record. Gene Ontology annotation, biological process: monoatomic cation transport; copper ion homeostasis. The transcript has 11 exons. The coding region runs from base 1 to 2952 and encodes 983 amino acids. Gene Ontology annotation, molecular function: P-type divalent copper transporter activity; copper ion binding; ATP hydrolysis activity.